Messenger RNA from Cannabis sativa, 420 nucleotides. RefSeq lists its product as uncharacterized. The coding region runs from base 25 to 336 and encodes 103 amino acids. NCBI's taxonomy places the organism in Eukaryota, Viridiplantae, Streptophyta, Magnoliopsida, Rosales, Cannabaceae. Gene Ontology annotation, biological process: proteolysis. Gene Ontology annotation, molecular function: cysteine-type peptidase activity. The transcript is spliced from 2 exons. The record is from RefSeq and is a predicted model, not a curated record.
UCCAGCGUCUGUCAUUGGACCGCCAUGGAACCCAUCUUGAAGGUUUGGUCAGAACUGCUGCCCUCGCUAAUCCUUGCAACCGGGGAAUUUCCACAUAACAACCAGAUCAUGGCGUUAGCUAACGGUGACAUCACGGUGCUUCCAAAAAUGCACGCGAGUCGAGCCACUCACGACUUAGUUCCGAAGUCAGCAACCAGUGGUGAUUGUGGCGUGUAUUGCAUUGAGUAUGUGGAGCAUCUCAUGAUGCAGCGUGGAUUGACCGAUGUGACGCCAGACCGGAUAGCCAUGUUUCGUCAACGGUGGUGUGUCGAUUUAUUUUACCAAAAUGUCGGCUGAUUAUAUUUUUAAUUAUUGGGACAUUGUAUAUUUUGUGUAAUUAACAUUACAGUUAUGUAUAUAUAGAUUUUCUUUUCGUUCAAA